Molecule: messenger RNA, 3855 nt
Organism: Ostertagia ostertagi
Lineage: Eukaryota; Metazoa; Nematoda; Chromadorea; Rhabditida; Trichostrongylidae
Source: the annotation of a GenBank genome assembly
AUGAACUCCAUAUCCAUCGAGACCGAGCGGGGAGGGCGAAUGACCUCGCCCAUAGCAAGAAGUGUUUGGAUAAAUCUAUACAAACAGUUGGAAAGAGAAGCAUCGAAGUUCCCGCAGUACAAUUACCGUGAAUUCGCGAAGCGUCGAAUCCGUGAUCACUUUGAAGCGAACCGAGGUGUAACCGAUCCCGAAGGAAAGGAAAAUCUUGAGGUGAUACGCAGACAAGUUGCUUUAAUACAUAUUGACAAAAUGAGGGAGUGUGGGAAAUGCAAGUCUAAUGAAUAUACUAAUAAAAAUCUUGUUAUGAUGGUAAACGAAUGCGGACAUCCUCUGUGCAAAAACUGUGUGGAGAAUCUCUUUGCGCGAAAUGCGGGUCCAUGCCACGUCUGUGGAAAAACGUUGCGUAAAAACAAUUUUUGGGAACAGGUGUUUGACGAUCCUUUGAUAGAAAAAGAAACGCACAUCAGACGACGUCUCAGGAAGGUUUACAAUCUCAAGAAAGAAGAUUUUCCUACGCUUCGAGAGUUCAACGACUAUUUGGAAAGGUUCGAGUGCCUCGUAUGUAAUCUCGCUUAUGGUAUCGAUGUUGAAGAAACGGAAGCAGAGAUCGCAGCAUUCAAAGAAACACAUGCUGAAUUGAUAGAACGUAACAAAAAGAAGUUAGAUGAAGAUCAGAUUUGGAUCAUGCAGAACCUCAAAGAAGAUCGGGAAAUGAAAAAUCGCGUCGAUCAGGCUCACAAUCAAGAAAAUAAAGAAGUCGAAAGAUCAGCAGUCAAAGACACAAAGGCCAUCAUGGAAGAGUUGCGCGAAUCGAAUGUUCCUGCUGAAGUGAUUCUGGAUAGAGAAAGGAAGCAGAUUUUGCAAGAUCGAAAGCGGAUGGCGGAGUCUAUGUCAUUCUCCACUUCUCAACGUAUGUCUGGACGAGCGUUUGAGUACAAGCCUCCCCGUUUGCUCAUCAACGGCCCCCCAAUCCCAAGCAAAGAAGAACUCGAAGCGAAGGGUUACCUACAGCAUAUUCGUGCUGCUAGUUUAGCGCGUGUAGCCGGAGGGUUCACAACACAUACCGGGUGUCUCCGAGCGCUCUUCGAUAGCCGCGUUGAUCUUCUCAACAUGACCGAGCCUAUAGAUUUAUCGCUUGCUUAUCAAAACAUAUCCAUAUUCUACAGCGGAGUGAACAAUGAAGAAUCAGCAGCGUGGCUCAACAGUGUGCAGAGUUCUGUGCAAGCAUGGACUCUUUGUGAUCGAAUUCUGUGCGAACGACGAGAUCCUUUGGCAUGUUGCUUUGCGGCUCAGACGCUUCGGCAAAAGAUAAUGAAGUCUCUCAGCGAAUUACCGAAAGAUGCGUACCUUUCACUCAGGGAAUCGUUAAUAUCUCAUUUGAGUUAUAUCGAUGUCUCAUGUCAUGACCAAGUAGCAGACGCCACUGCUACGCAACUAUGCCUCGCUGUAGCUGAUCUCUACAUUCAGGUGCCCGAGUGGAAGAAUUGGGUCAAUGAAUUGCUCCAGCGGUUUUCCGCAUUAGAAGGUGACAGAACUCGCAUGUUGCUAACUCUGCUUCGGGUUUUCUCAGAAGAGGUUCAGUUCAGCAAGGUUGGCGAGAAUCGUCGAAAUGAGAUUCGUAGUGAACUCGCAGCCAGCGGAGCAAGCGUGAUUGCGUACUUGUCGCAAGUUCUGGAAGGUUACGUUGCUGAUCACGACAUGAUAAAGAAGGUUCUAUUAUGUCUCUCUGCGUAUCUACAAAAUCCAGCCCUCUCUACUGACCAGUUUGCUGCCAGCCCACUUCUCAACAACGUCUUUCAAAUUCUAGCUGCUCCAAAUGCACCAAACUUUCUGCACGACGCAGCUACAGAAUGUGCUGUCUCAGCGCUUGUUCGGGCUGAGGACCAUCACGCUCAUCAAGCGUUAGCAAUGAGUCUUCAAGCAGCUGUAUACCAACUCCAUGGAGCCUUCAACCAAGCAGUUGCUAUGGAAGAUAUGGACAAACUGCAGAACUUCGCUCGCAUAUUUGUCGAACUUGCUGAGUCACUGCUGGAAAAGAUUGUUAAUGAAGGCAGCGAUGAUCCGAACAGUAUGGGCAGCAUCAAUACUCUCGAACUUCUUCUUCUAUUGGCAGGUCAUCAUGACUACUCGUUGAUUGAAAUGACCUUCAACAUAUGGUAUCGAAUUUCGGAAGGAUUGUUCAGUUUUGAGGAUGAUCAACAUAUAGAGAAGUUCAAGCCUUACGUCCAAAGAUACUUGACUGCCCUUUAUCGCCACUGUCGUUAUGAUACGGAAGAGGAAGGAAUUCCGGACCGUGACGGUGACUUCGCCGACUUUAGACUGAAGGUGGUGGAAACAGUGCGUGAUGUUGUUUUCGUCGUCGGAACAGAAGCUUGUGUGAGAAGUAUGCACUCGAUGCUGAUGACAUGCAGCCAGUCUGGUACAUGGGAUGAAACGGAAGCGGCUCUUUUCAUUAUUUCGACUGUCAUCGGCAACAUUAUACCCGAAGAGAAUACUGUGGUUCCCGAAUUGGUGACUGCAAUAAUUGGUCUUCCACCGACUUCACAUCCUGCACUUUUGCUUACAUCAGUGGAACUCGUUGGAAGCGCGAAUGAGUGGUUGAGCAAGAAUCCAUCAUACCUGGCUUGCACAGUGCUCAUUAUGAACCUACCAGAAGACGGUAUUCGCCAACGUUUGACUGAGAUGUGCCAGCCAAUAAUUCAGCGGCUGCAAAUGGUUUUAUCUUCGACACCUGUGAUUUCCAUGAAUAAUGAAAAUGAGAAGGCUGCUGAUUCAUGGGCUAGAAUCGCUGGUGAACCUGUUCUGUGGAUUGAUCGUAUAGCGACUAUUUUCCGCGAAGUUCGACCUUGGAAUGGAGCUGGCUCGAAGUCAAUGAACGGCAAUGCGUCUGAACAAGCUCCUUGGUUGGACAUAGCCACACAGUUGUAUGGAGUUUUAUCAGAGUCCCUGAAACGCUACGAAAGUACAUCUAGAGUGGUGGAGCACUGUUGUCGAUCCAUCAGAUUUAUUGUUCGUUCUCUUGGCGUUCAAUCCAUUGGUUUUGUUGAACCUCUCAUUACUCAGAUGAUGGAUAUCUUCUCAAGGCACCAGCAUUCAUGCUUUCUGUAUUUGUCUUCAAUUCUUGUCGAUGAGUACGGCGGAAUGGAAUCGUUACAGCCUGGCCUUAUGAUUAUGCUUGAGACUCUCGCCCAUGGAACUUUCACAGUGCUAACCUUGGAAAAUGGGCCGCGGGACCAUCCCGACACAGUUGAUGACCUUUUCCGUCUUGCGAUGAGAUUCGUGACACGUGCUCCUUCAGCGUUUUUCACGCAUACGGUAGCAACAGCACUUUUUGAGUGCGCAAUGGUGUGUCUCUCUUUGGAUCAUCAAGAAGCGAACAGAUCCGUGACCCGCUUCUUCGGGUCCAUAAUUGAGCAAUUGCUUGCUGCCAGGAAGACUGGUUUCCGCGAUGCUGGUGUCGAAGCUGCUGAAGAUCUUGUCAUUCAUCAUGGUGCAAAACUGAUUGAACUGUGUCUCACUGCAGCGAUCUUCAAGGUAACGGGGUCACUUCGGCGGGAUCUUGCCGAGAUCGUGUACAUGUUGAGCAAAAUUGAUCGAGGGCGUCACAAGGAGUGGCUCAUAACAGCAACUUCUCGUCUUCCUCGUGGCCCUCUUGCAGCUACGGAUGAACAGCUCGAACAAUUUCGUCACAAGGAGUGGCUCAUAACAGCAACUUCUCGUCUUCCUCGUGGCCCUCUUGCGGCUACGGAUGAACAGCUCGAACAAUUUGUUGCUAAUAUUACGGCUGAUCCCGAACGAAUAUCGCUGCGAGAUGUCCACACGCAAAUUCGUGACCUGAUAAAACUGUACGAGUGA